ACCUUCAGACCCAGGAGCCAGCAUCUCUCAGGACAGGGGCAGCCCCAUGAAGACAUCAGCAGCCUCAGCCAACUCUGCCGCUGGCCUCCCCAGGUCCCCCCCCGACAAAGUCACAGAAGGAGCCAGGAUGGCAUCCCCACCAUCUGCAGACUCCUCAAGUGCAUCCUUAGCAAAGGUCACCUUUUCUUCUGCCGCCACUGGCACUGGCGAGGCUGCAGAGCCAGCGACACGUUCCUUGUCUGACACUCUCCACAGUGCCUCCCAGGACCCCCCUGUGCCUCCUACUCAGCUGCCUCCAGCCCUUUUGCCCCAAAUCCCUGGUGAUGCUGUGCCAGACACAGGAGAGAUGCUUCCCGCCAGCCACAGCGCCACUCCUGAAACUGCUGGAGAUGGGCUGCCUGGAGUCAGUGCUGUCACUCACCUCCAGAGCACCACACUAGCUCCAGGCACGCUGGCUGUGGUAGUGGAUGUCAUAGCUGAAGAGCAUAUCCCCACUGUAUCAUUCCCAGCUCUGGGAAGCACCAAUGCUGAGCUGGUGUCCAUGAGGAAUGAGGACAGCACCAAAGCUACAGUGGGCACUGCUUUCUCGGAGACCAAGGCCACCCCAGGGGAGCUCAGCAUGAGCCUAUCCCCACAUUCAGCUCUUGAUGACCCUGGUGAUCCUUCUCUAAGGUCCUUUCUGCACUCCACAGGCUCUCUGUUCCCCCAGACCCCCUCAUCAGGUGGAACCCAUCCAACAAGACCCAGUAUGGCUGUGCCCUUGUCCCUCAUGGGUGCCGGUGAAGAAAAACCAGAGAGGGCCCCUCGAGCUGUUGCUGCUGCACCAACACCUUCCAUUGCUGUGUAUGGCACUGGGACACUGCCAACUGCACAUCCAUCCUCCCUUGUUAGCAACACUCCAAUUCAUGAAGCAGGGAUGGGAAAAGCAUCACUGGCCAGUGGCACUGCCAUCACUAAGCUAGGGGACACCGGAGCCACCCUGCCUGUACCUGAUGCAUCCCCCAGCCACAGCCAGCCUGGUCCCACGGCAGGCUCAAGAACCUCAGGAACUGCUGUCACACCUGUACCCGGACCAGGUGCGCCACUCUGGGCUGGGACACAACAUGGGGAACCUCUAGGGACAGAGGCGUGGUCACCAAGCACUGCACCUGGCACCGGCACAGCUGUACCAGCUACCCCAGGGAUGUUCAAAGCAGUCACUGUCCCCAUGGCACCCCAAGCAGAUGUCCCCCGCCUAAUGGAAGGCAGUGCCAAUGUAGGAAUGGCUCUGGGGGUGCCCCCAUCUGGCAUCCCACAAGAGAUGGCAGCAGUCACAUCCCCAUUGUCCCUGGAUACCACACCACCAGCAAUAGGAGCUUCAGGUGACCCCCAGCUCGACGGCAGCAUCACAGGGCAAGCAACGGGGAUGGGGUUCCUGGAGGUGGGCACGGAGGAGAACCCAGAUGCCAGUGCAGCAGGGCCAACUUCCAGACAUGCGACCAUCACUGCCAGGCCAUCACCAGAGCCACCUGCCCAACAGAAUGAUGCUUCUGAAACAAGGCCCCCAGUGAAUCUGACUCUUCCAGCUCCCAAGGGCAGUCCCUCAGCCCCACUGGCUGUGACUAACCCCAGCCCAGCACUGACCAAGGCCAGACUCCUCACCAGCACAGCCACUAUCAAGACAUCCCAGCCCAUGGUACCACCAAGCCCCAAAAACGCAGCUGCAGAGGGAGGCCAGGGCACGUCCCAGUUGGCAGGAGAUGACAGCACCGUGCAGGCAACUCUGGGCUCAACCCUGGUUGAGAACACAAGGGUGGGUGCCACAACAGGUACCCAUCGCAGCGGUGACAUCUCUUUGGGGAUAGGCCCACAGGUGUCACCCCAUGACACAGCCAGCAUCGAUACCCAUCCAAGUGCUGCAUCUUUCCACAGCUACCGCACUGCUGAGCCCACCUCAGACAUGGGCAUGAACUUGGACACGGACACAGUUUCUCCCAUGAUGAGGAACGAGGCUGCGAGGCUGUCCCUGGGGUUGCCCACUCCUAUGACUGGGGUGACUGAGCCAGCAGCCAGCGAUGCCACCCUGUCAGCACACUCUGUCCUGGGCAGCAAAAGUCCUACAGCAGUGGCCGUCAUGGGCUCAGUGUCACCCACAGCUACAGAGCUGAUUGUAGCACCUUCCCCUGGCCUUGCUCACAGCACUGCUGAGACAGAUGUCAGUGUGUCCUCUACUGUCCCUGUGAGCACCCAUCUGGAGAUGGUGGCACCCUCUGACACCCCCAGCAUCACUGUCACUGGUCCAGCAGUGAAAGCAGGUGAUGUCAGUAUGGACAGGGUCACAACACCUGCCUCUGCUGUUCCCAGCAGUGCCUCUGCUCCCCACAGCCCCCAUGUCACCUCGAGGACAUCUCCUGAGGCCACUGAUAGCAUCCACAACCCAAACCCGAGAACUCUCAAUGCAGUCACUGAGGACGAGCCCAUAGCUGGGGUCACCACACUGGCUGUUGGCCACACACACCUGUGGGAGACUACAAUUGCAUCCUGGUCAGGUGCUGAAGGUAUCACUGCCCGUGCAGACACCACCCCAACUGAGAGCCUCAAUGAGGAUGUAGCACCCUCAGCCAGCACCAGCAGCACCCACGUCCCUGAUUCCAACUCCACUGGGACAAACCUGGCCACCACACCAGCCACCAGCAUGUUCCCCAGCAACACCACCCCGCCAGCCACCUCAGUGGGCUGGGACACCUCUGUGGUGACCAGGGCCACCACAGCCACGCCAUUUGCCGCAGCAAGGAACAUCACCACGAGUAGUGCCCUGUCCCUCACUGUAACACACAGUGAGACAAGCAGAGGUGGGCAAUCUGUCCUGUCCCCACCAAGUAACUCCUCACUGGAAACAACUGCUGUGUCCCAGGGUGCUCUUAGUCCCAGCCCUGCUGUUGCAGUGCCCAGUUCACCCCUCCCCAGCCUGAACAGCCCAGCAGAGGAGGCAACAACAACCCCUUCAUCCCUGCUUGGUGUUGGUGCAACCAGGGAGGUGGCAGCUGGACAGACCCCCACUGAGUCAACAACAGGCACCACUUCUACAUCUGCCAGCAACCACAACACGGGACAAGCAGUGAGCACAUCCCCUCCUGCCUUCCAGACAUCUCCAGGGGCACCUCCAUGGGGGGACCAAACAGCCAUCACUGCAGGCAAGACCACAGCCAUUGCUGCAGAGAAUACCACAGCCAUCACUGCAAGGAACACUUCAGCCAUCACUGCAGAGAGCACUACAGCCAUCCCUGCAGGGAGUACCGUGGCCAUCCCUGAGGGCAGCACCACAGCCAUCAGCACCACAUCCAUCACUGCAGGCAGCACCACGGCCAUUGCAUCCACAGCUCCAGUGAGCCCAGCCAAGGAGCUGGGAGGUCUCCCAGCUCCAGGCACCACAGCAUUGCUGAGACCACCAGCCACCACCAGCCCUGCCACCUCCCCAUCUUCUGCCUUUGGGACACAGAGAGGACCAGCACUGAGCACAUCUGCCCACACCACUGCUGGCCACAGAAAUCCUGCCCCUGAGCCCCAACCCACCCAUGAGCUUAUCAUGCCAGCAGCCUCCCUCUACCCUUUUGGCAUCGAAGGAGGGGACCAAGUGUACGUCCAGAGGAUGGUGGAUUUUAACUCCCCGCUGUUCAAGCCAGAGAUUGGAUUUCCCUUUGGGAAGUCGCUGCGAGAUGCUCUCUAUUUUACAGAUAAUGGACAGAUCAUUUUCCCACCCACGGACAACUAUUUCCCGUCCAACCCCAACCCACCUCCCCGGGGCUUCAGCGGCCGGGAGAGUUUCCCAAUGGUGGCUGCCUUUUGGGAUGAUGCAGAUUUCUCCCAGGGCAUUGGCACCACCUGGUACCAGGAGUACUCCACCCUCAGCUCUACCCGAGACCCCCUUGUCCAGGAUGUGGAAGCAAAGAUUGAGAAAUACCUGAAAAUCCCCUACGUAGCAAAAUGGACCUUGAAGGUGACAUGGGAGAAGGCUCCAGCAUAUCCAUCCCAGAGGGAUGACACGCAGACAAGCACAUACCAGGCAGUCCUCACUACCGAUGGGAACUAUUCCUUCGCCCUGCUGCUCUACCAGGACGGCGGGAUGAGGUGGGACUACACCAAGCUGGCUGCAGGCAACGUGCUGAUCGGCUUCUCCAGCGGCAAUGGUUAUGCCCAAAACAGCGAGCUGACUCAAAAGCCACGAGCUGUCAAGUACAGACCAGACCAGCACAGCAGCAUCGGCUUCGAUGUGCGUGGACUGUGGAUAUAUAGGCUGGACAGUCGCCCCCGGGUGAACUACAGGCUGUGGUGCCUGGCAUGGUUGGAUGCAGAGCCAGCACCGGCCACCUGGAACAGCCAGCUGCCACCAUGCCCCUGCUCCCGGCCCCAGGCAGAGCUGGACCCCCGCUACCGCUGGAGCAGAGGCCUGGCAGAUGCCUCCACGAAGAUGCUGCGCACUGCAUCCCCCAGCCCCACCGGAGCUGGGGUGCGAUGUCUGUACCAAGAUGGGAGCUUCCUCGAAGGCUGGCAGGAGAGAGCAUGGAGCCUCCCCAUCCACCCCACCUCUGACAGGGAGCUGGAGGCGUUCAACUGGUGCUGCCGGCGUGUGGGGAAGCCCCUGUUCUGCUCCAGGUUUGCUGAGAAGAGGCCGAGGGUUGGCUGUGAGGGAUAUGUGCCCCCCACCCCCGCUGGCGCCUUUGGGGACCCCCACAUCACCACCCUGGAUGGACUCACCUACACCUUCAAUGGGCUCGGGGACUUUGUCCUGCUGCUGACUGGCGAUGCCCACACCAGCUUCGUGCUGCAGGGGCGCACGGCACAGACCGGCACGGCCCAGGCCACCAACUUCGUGGCAUUUGCUGCCCAGUACAUCUCCACAACCACCACAACAGUUGAAUGGACCUUGGGAAGCCAGGGUGACAUCCAAGUACUCCUGAACAAUGAAACCAUCCAGUUUUCCUAUUCCCAAGACAUGGGUGACGAGGUGUACUACAGCCCUGGAGUUCUGCUGAUCAAUGCCUCCUCUGUCACGGCCGUCUUUGAUGGGACCAUCGCCAUCUCCAUCUCGGCCACCUCCGGGAUCCUCAGCGUGGUCUGCAGCCUGCCCGACUGGUACCGCAACAGCACCAAGGGCCUCCUGGGUGUGUGGGACCAUGACCCCGCAGAUGAUUUCCAGAUGCCAAAUGGUACCAGCAUCCCUGUGAACAGCAGCGAGGAGGAAAUCUAUAACUAUGGGAUGACCUGGGCUGUUGGUGAGAACAGCCUGUUUGCUCAGCCUUUGGACUCACUGGCACUGAACUUCACACCCAUCUUCUUGUCUCGGCUGCGGCAGGAGAAUGAAAACCAGUACCAGCUGGCAGCCUCACAGUGUCAUGGCAGCAAGGAGUGUAUCUACGAUUCACUGAGCACAGGGAACUUGGCCCUGGGCCUGGCCACCCAGAGCCUUGCAGCUGACUUCCAGCAGAGGAAGACAGUACUCAACUCCUUCCCUCCGGUCAUCACCGGUGACGCUUCGGUCACGGCAUUCAGGGCAGAGAAGGUCAGAAGGCAGUACCACGCCCUGGGGGUGGGUGCGCGCUUUGUGCCUCACCUCUCACCAGAACUCAACAUAUCAGAGAAUGGCACCCUGACGUGGGAACCCCGUGGGAUAGUCCCAUUCACCAUUAACCUGGAGGCUGUCGGGUCCAACAACCUCUCUGCGCUCCUCCAGCUCCGCUUCACCCUUUGCAGAUGCAGCAGGAGCCAGGAGUGUGACUACAGCAACACUGUCACCCUCAGGGAGUCUUCCCUGCAGCUGGCAGCCUGCAGGUGCGAAAGUGGCUACUCAGGUCCCUUGUGCCAGGACCCUCCGGACCCCUGCUCCCAGGGAUGCUUCCCUGGUGUGGGCUGUGACCCGUACACUGGCUGUGGCCCCUGCCCAGCUGGCCUGACUGGUGAUGGACAGCACUGCUCAGAUAUCGACGAGUGCGCGCAGGGGACGGAGUGCCUGGGGAACGCCACCUGCACCAACACGGUGGGCAGCUACGUCUGCUCCUGCCCAGCCGGUGAGGAGAGUGAGAGGCCAGGCUGUGGCUCAGCCUGUGGAUCCCGCUCCUGCCCCGAGGGCUACUGCAGCAACGGGGGACGCUGCCACCUGCACCCCAUCACCUGCACCCCCACCUGUGCCUGCCCCUCCGCUUUCACCGACCAGCGCUGCCUGGUGGCGGGGGGGGAUUUUCGGCCACUGCCUAGUGCAGAUCUGCCCCGGCGAAGCAUCCAGCUGCGGGUCAGGACACUGCUAAACACCACUGCUGAGGAAGUCAACAGCACUGUGUCAGCCAUCCUGGGCUCCCUGGAGGUAAAGACUUUCCAGAGCAACACCAACGUCACCCAGACGACAGACAGUGAUGGCUUCACCUUCGUGGUGGUGUCUGAGUUUGCCUAUGACAGCCACAGCACCGUCAUCCGAUUCCUGAACGAGGAGCUGCCUGUGGCCAUCACCAGAGCCUUCAAUGGGUGGCAGGGGCGACGGGAGGCAGGCACAGGGCUCCUCUUCCAGCGCCUGCACCAGGACAACAUCACUGACCUGGUGAAGCUGACAGUGGCUGAGCUGAGGGACUAUUUCCCUUGUGCUCUGUAUGGCUACAAGGGCUACCGCCUCCACUACGUGGGGACCAUCGGCUUUGUCUGCGUCUCCCCUUGCAAGAUGGGCUACUGCCAGCACGGCAGCCGGUGCCAGCACCUGCCCGAGGGGCCCACGUGCAGCUGCCUGCCUUUCUCCAUCUUCUCCCCGGCCGGCACCCGCUGCGAGUGGCUGGCCAUCAGCCUCGCCGCCUUCCUUGGAAUCUUGCUGGGAGCCCUGGCUCUGCUCUGCCUCCUGUUUGCCAUCGCCUGCCUGACCCUGCACCUCUGCCGCCGGUACCACCGCCAGCACCAGGGGGCCAAGGAGACCUUCUGGAGGACACGGCCCUUCUCCUCUUUGACAAUGGCAGAAGAGCAAGCAGAGCCCAUCCACUCCCACUCCCUGGAAAGGCCCUGGAAACCGCAGCUCCAGGCUAUUGACCCCUCAGUCCAGAUAAAGAUCCAGAGACCCCACAUCAGGCCCCCAAACCAGCCCCUGCAACAGCCCUAGCCUGCCACUGGUCCUGCUCCGACUCCUCCAGGCUCACCAAGGAAUCAGAUGCUGCCUCCCGCUCUGCUCUUGCUCUCAGGGUCUCCAGCAACACCAACACAUGGAAGCAGAGGACAGGCUUUUGG
Empidonax traillii (willow flycatcher) is the source of this 7236-nucleotide messenger RNA. It is a transcript of the gene MUC4, whose product is annotated as mucin 4, cell surface associated. The record is from RefSeq and is a predicted model, not a curated record. Bases 47 to 7111 code for a protein of 2354 amino acids. Gene Ontology annotation, biological process: cell-matrix adhesion. The transcript has 27 exons. Lineage: Eukaryota; Metazoa; Chordata; Aves; Passeriformes; Tyrannidae. Gene Ontology annotation, molecular function: calcium ion binding.